This is a messenger RNA of Fraxinus pennsylvanica, 1557 nucleotides long. Lineage: Eukaryota; Viridiplantae; Streptophyta; Magnoliopsida; Lamiales; Oleaceae. The record is from the annotation of a GenBank genome assembly.
AUGGAUUUCCCCGUCUCAAAGAUCGGCUCUUCCAUAACUGCAAUAUUCACCUUGUUUUUAAUUUUCUACUUGUGGUUCAGGUCUAAAGGUAGCAAAAACAAUGAACCGCCAGAAGCUGGUGGCUCCUGGCCUUUCAUAGGCCAUCUCCACCUCAUAGGAGGCGGCUCUAGGCUACCCCACAUCACUUUGGGAGCAAUGGCGGACAAGUACGGACCGGCUUUUACAAUCCGGCUCGGUGUACACCGAACCCUAGUGGUGAGCAGUUGGGAACUGGCUAAAGAACUGUUCACCACCUGGGAUGUGGCUAUAUCUUCACGUCCGAAAUUUGUUGCAGCUAAACACAUGGGUUAUAACUUCGCCAUGUUUGCAUUCUCCCCUUACGGGGCAUAUUGGCGGGAAAUACGAAAACUAAUAGCUGUAGAAUUAUUCUCUAUCCGCAGUCUGGAACUCCUUAAACAGGUACGUGUUUCAGAAACUGAGCUAUCCAUGAAAGAGCUUUACGAGUUCUGGAACGCGAAGAAAGAUGAGUCCGGCCAGGUAUUGAUGGAAAUGAAGCAAUGGUUUGGGUACUUGAACUUGAAUGUUGUUAUUAGAAUGGUUGCUGGAAAGAGAUAUUUUGGUGCAACUGCUGAUGGGGAUAAAAUAGAGGCAAGACAGUGCCAGAGGGUCUUGAGGGAUUUCUUUCAUUUGGCUGGACUUUUUGUUGUGGCUGACACUAUCCCUUUUCUUGGGUGGUUGGAUUUAGGUGGAUAUGAGAAAAAAAUGAAAGAAACUGGAAAAGAAAUGGAUAAAAUUGUUGAGAAAUGGUUGGAAGAGCACAAGCAAAAGGAAAAUUCUGGUAGUAAGCAGGAUUUCAUGGAUGUCAUGCUUUCAGCUGUAGAAGUCACUGCCCUUCAAGAUUAUGAUCCUGGUACAAUUGUCAAAUCCACUUGCCUAAGUUUAAUUGCCGGUGGAGGUGACACAAUCACAGUUAUGCUAGUAUGGGCACUAUCCUUGUUAUUGAACAACCGCCAUGUGUUGGAAAAGGCUCAACAGGAAUUAGACAUCCAUAUUGGAAAGGAAAGACGAGUAAAAGAAUCAGAUAUCCACAAGCUAAUCUAUCUCCAAGCCAUCGUCAAAGAAACAUUACGGUUGUACCCUGCUGGAUUCUUAGGUAGCCCGAGAGAAUUCUCCGAAGACUGCAAACUAGCCGAUUACCAUAUUCCAAAAGGCACUAGGCUAAUCAUUAACUUGUGGAAGAUACAAAGAGACCCUCAAGUAUGGUUUGACCCAUUGGAGUUUAGACCGGAGAGAUUCCUCACGACUCAUAAGGAUUUCGAUGUCAAGGGUCAGAAUUUCGAAUUGAUCCCAUUUGGAGCCGGUCGAAGAAUUUGCCCUGGCAUAGCAUUUUCCCUUCACAUGUUACACCUAGUCAUGGCUAAUUUGUUGCAUGCAUUCGAGCUGUCAACUCCUUCUCAUAAAUCGGUCGAUAUGACUGUGAAUGCAGGACUAACAAAUAUGAAAGCAACUCCACUAGAUGUUCUUCUUUCUCCAAGGUUAUCUCAUACUCUUUAUUGA